Messenger RNA from Phascolarctos cinereus (koala), 2648 nucleotides. RefSeq names its product tetratricopeptide repeat domain 8 (gene TTC8). Gene Ontology annotation, cellular component: non-motile cilium; ciliary basal body; BBSome. The record is from RefSeq and is a predicted model, not a curated record. Gene Ontology annotation, molecular function: protein binding. NCBI's taxonomy places the organism in Eukaryota, Metazoa, Chordata, Mammalia, Diprotodontia, Phascolarctidae. Gene Ontology annotation, biological process: non-motile cilium assembly.
UGGAUUGCCACUCUCUCUGAGGCACCCCCCCCUCUGCCUGGCGUUGCUGGGCAGGAGUGGACGCUCCCAGGGGCCAGCCAUGGGGAGCAUUGAGAUGGAGCCGCUGCUCCUGGCCUGGAGCUACUUCAGGCGCAGGAAAUUCCAGCAGUGCGCUGAUCUCUGCACGCAGGUGCUGGAGAAAGCUCCUUAUGACCAGGCAGCUUGGAUUUUAAAAACAAGAGCACUAACUGAAAUGGUGUAUGUAGAUGAAAUUGAUGUAGAUCAAGAAGGAAUUGCAGAAAUGGUCCUGGAUGAAAAUGCAAUUGCCCAAGUUGCUCGGCCUGGGACAUCUCUGAAGCUCCCUGGAACCAAUCAUGGAGGGCCUAGUCCAGCUGUCAGGCCGGUAACACAAGCUGGAAGACCCAUUACAGGUUUUGUCCGGCCCGGCACACAGAGUGGAAGGCCCGGCACUAUGGAACAAGCUAUUAGAACACCCAGGACUGCAUAUACUGCUCACCCUAUUAGUAGCUCUUCUGGAAGAUAUGUCAGGCUGGGAACGGCAUCAAUGCUUACAAAUCCUGAUGGGCCUUUUAUAAAUUUAUCUAGACUGAAUUUAACCAAGUAUGCUCAAAAACCAAAAUUUGCAAAGGCUUUGUUUGAAUACAUCUUUCAUCAUGAAAACGAUGUUAAGAAUGCUUUGGAUUUGGCCGCCCUUUCCACAGAACACUCUCAGUACAAGGACUGGUGGUGGAAAGUACAGAUUGGAAAAUGUUAUUACAGGCUGGGAAUGUACCGAGAAGCAGAAAAACAGUUUAAGUCAGCCCUGAAGCAGCAAGAGAUGGUGGAUACGUUCCUCUACUUGGCAAAGGUUUAUACCUCCUUGGAUCAGCCUGUCACAGCUUUAAAUCUUUUUAAACAAGGCUUAGAUAAAUUUCCAGGAGAAGUGACCCUUCUUUGUGGAAUUGCUAGGAUAUAUGAGGCAAUGAAUAAUAUCUCAUCAGCUGCUGAAUACUACAAAGAUGUUUUAAAGCAGGAUAAUACACAUGUGGAAGCUAUUGCAUGCAUUGGAAGCAACCAUUUUUAUUCUGACCAACCUGAAAUAGCUCUACGAUUUUACAGGCGACUAUUGCAGAUGGGUGUUUAUAAUUGCCAGCUUUUUAACAAUCUGGGCCUCUGUUGCUUCUAUGCCCAGCAGUAUGAUAUGACUCUGACCUCAUUUGAACGUGCCCUUUCUUUGUCUGAAAAUGAGGAGGAGUCAGCUGAUGUCUGGUAUAACUUGGGACAUGUAGCUGUGGGAAUAGGAGAUCUGAGUUUGGCCUAUCAGUGUUUCAGGUUGGCUCUAGUCAACAAUAACAACCACGCAGAAGCUUACAACAACCUGGCUGUGCUGGAGAUGCGAAAGGGACAUGUCGAACAGGCAAGAGCCCUGUUGCAAACUGCUUCAUCUUUAGCACCCCAUAUGUAUGAGCCUCAUUUUAAUUUUGCAGCACUCUCUGAUAAGAUAGGAGACCUGCAGAGAAGCUAUGUGGCCGCGCAGAAGGCUGAAGCAGCAUUUCCAGAUCAUAUUGACACACAACAUUUAAUUAAACAGUUAAAACAGCACUUUGCCAUGAUUUGAUUGCUCCUCCUACCAAACGUGCUCUUAGGAAGAGGCAGACAUCAUAAUAUUAGUACAGAUAUUUUAUCACAUGAAGCUUAAUAAUAUACCCUGUGCUGAUGGGAAGAGAAUUGGAGGGUUAGGAGAUUUAACUUUAAAGUACAUAAUAAAAAUUUUCUAACGCAGAAUUUUUAUGAAAUGUUGUCUGUAAACACAUGUAGAAGCUGUUGAAGAAAGGCAUGACCUUAGUAGAUAGAUGGUAGGUGCUUCCCUGUAAUGUUUACAAAACACCUGAAAGGAUUUUAAGAGUAUAAUUGGUAUUUAAUGUUCUUGGAAAAGCCAUUAAGCAUAUUAAAGAGUGAAAAGGCAAAAAUUUGCUUUUCUAACUGCAUUUUUAUUAAGAGUUUGUGCAUUUAUUCUAUGUAGAAAUGUUACUUCUUAAAAGAAAAAACUAUUGAAAACUUUUCAUAUUAAAUAUCCUAAGAAUACUGUAUAUUUUCUAGUUUCUUAUGUUUUAAAAUAAAUAUUUAAUCCAUUUGUCACAGAUUUGAUUUGUUCAAUUCUUUUGUUUUAUCAUGUCGGUUUGUUUUCAGUAAGGAUUUUUAAACACAAAGCAUUAAGAAAGCAUUGAUUCUGCUGAUGAAAUAAUUACCUUAUAUUAAUUUUAUCAUUAAGGUGGAAUGGUAUCAACACAUUAACAGUUGUUUAGUAGAGACUAUUAUAUUGUUACAACAGCAUUUAUAAAUUUAAUUAUUUAUCUGUACGAUAAAAUUUAAAGUCAGAAUGAGAUUAUCAAAAUUUAAUUAUAUCCCGGGAAAUAUUUCUCCCUACUUAGAAUUAUUUUUAUUGCUAAACAAUACUUUAGCUGUUACUAAAAUUUUGAUUGAAGAAAAUAUAUUUUAGGGAAAGGAUUAUCCCCAUAUAUUCCAAUUUGGAUUUGAGGAAAUCAUAUUAAAAUAGUUAAAACAUGAUAAAUGUACCUUUCAACUUUCACUGAAACAUGUAUUUGUUAUUUUUUUUUUCACUAUUUUACAACCAAUACUUCUUAAAUAAAAGACCAAAAAUGGAAUUA